GUCUGCUGGUUUAACAGCGGUGUGAAGUGUUUUUGGCUCGCCACUUCAUCCCGUGAGCGUGGAGGACAAAGUUGUGUACCGCACGCGCUCGUCGCAACUUUCUGCCGUUGGCUAGAGCUCGCGCGCGUCUCCGCGACAACUCGCGGCUGUGUCAUUCACUCCUCAGCCUGCUCCUAUUUCACCCAGAGAAAAUCAUCUUUCUGAGAGCCUACAAUGGAGGAAGAUAACAACGUCCUACCUGAGUUGAAGGAUAUAGAGACUAAAUUAGGGCUGAAAGUCCCGGACAGUCUCUUUAGGUCGCUCGCGGGAGGAAAGCAUCACGACAAGCUCGAGAAGUCGGCAACGCCGCAUUUAGUCACCUGCAAACUGUAUGCUAAUAAUGCGGACUUGAAAAGACUGGAGAGCAAAAUGCUAUUCCUGAAACAAGAAAUGGCACAUCUGCGAGCCAUCGAUGUGAAGCUGAUGCAGCAGCUUAUGUCAAUCAACGAAGGCAUCGAGUCCAUCCGUUGGAUGAUAGAAGACAAAGGCGGCGUGGCCAGCCAAGACGGCAGCCUGACGGGCAGCUUGUACAGCCUGUCAGACAGCCAGGACGGUACCUCACUGCGAGGCAGCCUCAACAGCUUGAAUGAUGCUAACAGUGAUGGGUUAGAUAGUCUGUCUGUGGGUAGUUACCUGGACACUCUAGCAGAGGACCUCUCAGACAAUCCUUCACCCACGGAUCUUGACUGUUUUGUGGAUAAAACGGUUAUUGAUGGCGAUGGUUUCAGCAAAUCGCCACUGAAACUCAGGGUGGAAUCAGAUGAAUACUACUGCUUUGGAUAAUGAUAAGCUAAAUGUGGUUACAGAGACUACUGAGAUAUUAUGUGAAGACAGAUUUUUUAAAAAUGUGUUCUUCACUUUGACAAAUUAACACAGUUGUCAAAAAUUUUUCUCAUUAUAGCAGACUUACCAAAUGACUCCUGUUACUUUUCACCUUGAAACCAGCUUCCUUACAUUGUGGAUUGAACUCACCUCAGUAAACCAUUGCCACUUAAUGUCACACAAAAUGCAAGUGAAAACAUUAACACUGCUUCAUGUCUUAAUAUUUUAUCAUACAGGUCAAUUGAAUUGAAAAGGUGCUCUGUUUUGAUAUAAAAUAUGUAUUUAUUGUGGAGUUGUUCAGUACCUCAGCAGUUUGUCUUCAUGGUAAGAGUAUUCUUAGCCUAAAAUCACUGAAGAAAGGGUUAGUAAAAGUAGCAACAUGAGCUGAACUUAAAAGUUCCUUCUUUAUCUGUGGAAAAUUCAACUUCAACUUUGUGUUAGGUCAGCCACAAUCAGCUGAUCUAAAUGAAGGAGUAGAUUAGGAUUUAGCGGUCAUUUGGAAAAUUGGGCAUUUAAUGCUGAGUGAUUCAAGAGGGUAAACUGUUUAAAGUGGCAAGUUUAGGUGUUAAAACAAGUGCAAUUUGCUUCCAUGCCAAAUUCCGAGCACCACCUACUAUAAAUGUUAAGCUUUUAAUGAUUUUUACUUCAGUGUUUUGACUGAGGGAAGUUCGUGAGCUAAACCAUACUCUGCAAUAGUAGAACUUCCACAUCCACUCAAGAGAUUAGUAGCACAUUCAAAGCACAGAUGCUUGACUGAAAACCAAAGCUAUUUGAUUGUCUUAUAGAUAAUUUAGGCCCGAAGCAAAACCCCGUUAAUACCAGAUGGGAGAUUUGUUGAGGGUGAACAUAUGGGAAACACAUUUGCUUCGUGGGCACAUUUAAAUUCUGCUGUCAGAAAAAAAAAAGGUUUAACGAGAGCUAUACAUCACUGUACAUAACUUUGUUGUUUUAGCUUUAUGUUGAUUUGUUUGACAUUUGUAUUUUGUGCUGCCUGCUUUUGAAAGAAAAAAAUGUUUUUAUUGAUUUUUGUUUAAUUUGUUGUGGAAAUGAAAUAAUAUAUUGUGAUUUUCCUCCUGCUCA
This is a messenger RNA of Epinephelus fuscoguttatus (brown-marbled grouper), 1941 nucleotides long. Its product is annotated as leucine rich adaptor protein 1-like. The transcript is spliced from 2 exons. The record is from RefSeq and is a predicted model, not a curated record. Gene Ontology annotation, biological process: positive regulation of canonical NF-kappaB signal transduction. The coding region runs from base 214 to 822 and encodes 202 amino acids. Lineage: Eukaryota; Metazoa; Chordata; Actinopteri; Perciformes; Serranidae.